AUGAAUAGUUAUUCAUAUAACCAUAAGUGUAAUGUAAUAACACUAGUUGUUCACACGAUAGAUGCAGCGACCGAAAGAUUAUAUAUGUACACAGAGCUCAAAAAUAGCCCAACUGAAGAUAAAAAAACCAACUACAACAACUACAGAAACAAACUUGGAGUUUUAAUAGACGCGGCGAAGAGAAGCUACUACCAAAACGAGCUGGAAAUAACAGAUCUAAUCCAACUAAGUUGUGGAGGUCCCUGAACAAAUUGACAGGAGGCAACAAUCAAACCGGAAUACAUGAAAUAAAACUAGAUGACGACAAUAAAAGCUCGGACAGAAAACUGGUAGCAAAUAUGUUUGCCGAUUAUUAUGCACAUGUAGGUAUGGUGUGGGGAGCAGCGUGUAAGACACACAUGAAAAAUCUUGAGACAAUACAAAAGUACAUUCUAAAGGGCCAUCUGGGCAUAAUGGAGCUUGGGGCCUGCAAAUGAAGGAGCUCCAGGACACAGAAAAAUGUGGGGCACUACUUUCAUUUAGUCUUGGGCAUUGAGCAGAAAAGGGCGUCGAGUCUGGGACGCUGUCCGCGUACCUUUGUGCCGAUUGUGUAAAGACAAAAUAAUGAAUUUCAUGUAAUACGGGUUAAGUUUUUAUAACAGUGAAUAAUUAUAAGACAAUAAACACUUUGAUGUCCAAUGAUACCAUGAUUGAAACAUAUUAUUCUAGAACCCAUAAAAAAAUUAUGAUUUGAACAUUAUAAAAAGGCGGUGACACAUAUGUGAAAUUAUUAUUUCAACA
Messenger RNA from Acanthoscelides obtectus, 780 nucleotides. NCBI's taxonomy places the organism in Eukaryota, Metazoa, Arthropoda, Insecta, Coleoptera, Chrysomelidae. The record is from the annotation of a GenBank genome assembly.